Centruroides sculpturatus (bark scorpion) is the source of this 2580-nucleotide messenger RNA. RefSeq names its product zinc finger protein 700-like. Gene Ontology annotation, cellular component: chromosome. The record is from RefSeq and is a predicted model, not a curated record. The transcript is spliced from 2 exons. Gene Ontology annotation, biological process: regulation of transcription by RNA polymerase II. Gene Ontology annotation, molecular function: chromatin insulator sequence binding. The coding region runs from base 368 to 2434 and encodes 688 amino acids. NCBI's taxonomy places the organism in Eukaryota, Metazoa, Arthropoda, Arachnida, Scorpiones, Buthidae.
GAAAAUAAAUGCGGACGUAUUUGAAUAUCGCGCGACAAAAUAAUUCGAAUAUAUUCAUUAAAACCGGCAUAAAUAACUUAAAACGGAUCGGUGAUAAGUCCUGAUAAACUUCGUCCUCCCCGCAACACGCGGGAGAGGAGGAGGCCGGCAGCCAUCUUGGAUCGUCACGCCAUCUGGGCCUCAACCGGCUGUAAACGGUCGGCGGGCUCAGCGUACCGGAGGAUAGUGGUUCGCCUCUCGGGCCGUACUCGGCCACCACAGCCGACGGCCCGUCGUCUUCCCGGGCCGAAGGAGAGGAAGCGGGCAACCUCCUCGGUCCGACUCCAGGUUUAGAGAGAGAGAGUCGACGGGAGGAGAAUGUUCGGACAUGAACGCGGAAUCUAACGUCGCCUUCAAAGGGAAGAUCUUUCCGAGAUCGUGCUCCGUCUGCGGCGUCUUCUACCAGUCGGCCAGACACUACUUCGUCCAUUCUCGCAAGAAGGUAGCCUGCAGGCCCAAACCCUACACAUGUUCGGAAUGCGGGCGCGUCUUCAACUACUACUGGAAUCUGAUCGCCCACGAAAAGAGAAAAUACUCUUGCCGCUCGGCCAGCGCUCAGGAGAAGGCGGAGAAGACGGUCAGAUCGCCCAAAACUAACACUUCCUUCGUUUGCAGCAAGUGCGGCACCCUCUUCUGCUAUCAGAAAUCCUACGAGAAGCACUGCAGGAAAUGUCAGUCCUCCGACGCCCCCGACUCGGCCAAAUCCGCACGGUCCCCUUCGGGCGAUGUCUUCCAGGACCGCCCGGAAUUGGCCACAGUCGAGUCUCGGCCCUCCACAGAAGUGGAAGAGGUUCCGGAGGACCCACCCAACUCGGAGGGCAACGCGGCCCGCCGGCGUCAUUCGUUCGGAGCAGAGGCGGCCCGCCCGGAGAAUCGAUUCGUUUGCAAAAUAUGCGACUAUUCGUUCGUGGGGGCCUACGCCUGGAGCAAACACAUGAAGAAGCACCCGUCUUUCAAGAUGCCCAGCAAUUGUUUCGGCUGCCCCGUCUGCGGGGAAGUGUUCUAUUCCGCCUACAUUCUGUUUCGCCACCAGAAGAGGAACCAACACUGGAAGAGGGCGUCGUCUGCCGACGACGGGGACAACGAAGACGCUCUCCCUCCCGACGGAUCGGUGGAAUCGGAAAACGAGGGACCGGCGCCCUCCGAAGGUAAAGACGCCAAGAAGGUGGCGGGGGUCAAGAAAGAACCGGCGCCUUCGAUCGCUAGGAAACCUCUAGACAGACCCAAAUGUCCAACUUGCGGAAAAUUCGUGGCCCGGUCGCGCGGUAAGUCCACUUCCUUCGACCACUACUUCCCCUGCAAGUGGUGCUCCGAGCAGUUUCGCACGGCCGAAACCACUUCCGGUCGCCGGCCUUCUUACGAGUGCGUCCGAUGCGAUCGGCGACCCACGUCGCGUUCUCGCAUCCAGGACGCUUCCCCUGAAGAAGUCGAGGUGAAGAGGGAAGAGAAGAGGAACGACGAAUCGGAUGCCGAGUGCGGCGACAAAUCCAAAGCUUUGGAACGCCGUUCGUUCCGCUGUUCGGUGUGUGGCAGUGUCUUCCGUGACGUCACAGGUUACGUCUCUCACAGUCUGAACCACUUCAAUUCCAACCGGUUGGAUCCCAACGAAAUAAGCCGCGACAAGCCUUACGAGUGCGAGAUCUGCCCCGAGAAGUUCACUCAUCACCAGAAGGUGCAGAUGCACUUCCUGCGCCACCUGAAGACUGUGGCGUCACCCUCCCGCCACGGCGACAAGGGCGCCGAAUCCGACGGGCGCUCGUCGCUGUCGGUGGCGGACGGCGCCGGCGCCAGGCUACAGAUAGCCAAAAAGAGUAUUUUCGUCAAGACUGACGUCGACGCGCGGCUCGGCGCCAGGACGGGGCGGUCGGUCUACCACUAUCGCGGCGAGGCGGGAAGCGAGAUCGGCCAGACGGCAGAAGAGGAGGAAACGUCGGGGCACGACGGAAAAUGCCCGGAAUCUUCCCGGAAGGACGCGAAUUCUCGGGACGAGUGCGCCUGCGGGGGAUGCGGGCCGCGAGUCUUUCCGGAAGUGAACAGGUUUCUGGGUCUGUCCGAUAGAGGGAUCCGAGAGGCCGAUGCGUCGGAUGGCCCGCGCACCCUGAGGAACCACUUCUCGCGACUUCUGUUUCUUCUGGUAGACGAUCCGGAACUGAUGCGCAGCCUGGGAUGGGGCAAGAGGCGCAUAGACGACAUACUGGAGGAAGUGCUGCGCCACCUGGGCAGGAAACCGGCGGAGGGACGCGACGGAAUGCGCAGAUUUCGCUCCAACAUCUCGCUGUUCUUCGAAGUGUGCAUCAAAGACGCGGUGAUGGAGAAACUGAAGAGCGGUUGCGCCUCCACCGAAGAAUUAGUGGUUAACAUGUUGUUGUUAUGCGAAAACAGUCUCAAAAAUUAAAACACUCCAACGUGUGCGACCCGCGUAGUUCCAUAGGAAGAUCGGCGAUGGCCACGAUUUUAUUAUAAUUUAUGUGCGGAAAAUAAUUUAAUCCGACGACCGAAUGUAUGCAGAACUUUUUUAAAAUAUAUUGUGACGUUUAGAAA